AUGACUUUCUACUCGAAUAGUGGAAGCUACACACCGGGUAAAGACAUGAAUGUCGAUGAGGUAAUGAGAGGAUGGCAGGAUAGAUAUUGCACUUUCAAUGAUGUGCGGAUAUGUGUGAGCACGUUUAACGUUAAUGGACGAAGCCCGCCGUCGGUUCUUCCCACUUGGUUUUCACACGAUAAAAAAGAUUUAUGCGAGUUUUAUGCGAUCGGACUACAAGAAAUGGAUUUAUCGGUGGGGACUUAUUUAAUUGAUAAUACAAAGAAAAUGGAUGAAUGGUGUGAAGCAAUUCGAGCAUCUUUACCACUUGGCAGAAGUCAUUAUCGAGUUGUGUCCUCAAUGCGACUUGUUGGAAUAUUUGUCAUAGUUUUUCAAUCGCUUCAAAGUCAUAUCCAAGUGUCUCAUGUGGAAACAAAUCAUGUUGCUACGGGUAUUUCUGUGCUUAUGAACAAACUUGGAAAUAAGGGCGGCACUGCAAUAUCGAUGAAAAUGAAUGACUCAUGGGUCUGCUUUGUGAAUUCCCAUUUUGCCGCGGGAAACAAUGAAUUAGAAAGGAGGAAUCAAGAUUUUCGUGAUAUCUCACAAAUGACAUUUGCCGGCUCAUCUCGUACAAUUUUCGAUCACGACGUCAUUUUUUGGUUUGGCGAUUUGAAUUACCGCCUGAAUUCGGAGUACGCUGGAAUUUCCAAUGAAGAAGUCCGACUUGUAGCGAGUAGUCAGAAUUUUGGGAGACUUCUCGAUUAUUGUCAAUUGCGUGAACAAAUGUCACGCGGUCAAGUAUUUAAUGGAUUCGUGGAACCAAAAGUAUUCGGAUUUCGUCCGACUUAUAAGUAUGAUGUUGGGACUUGUGUGUGGGAUACCAGUGAGAAGGGACGAGUGCCGGCAUGGACAGAUCGCAUAUUGACAUGGAAGCAGGAUUCGUUUGUGAAGUUGGAUAUUGUAAGACCGAUGGAAUCUGUAGAGUCGAUAUCAAUUUCCGAUCACAAACCUGUUCGUGCGAUAUUCAAUCUGAAAGUCAAAUUGAUCGACGAGGAAAAACAAAAGGCAUUGUAUGAGGAAGCGAUUCGAGAGGCUGAUAGACGAGCGAACGAGUUGUUGCCGCAGAUAAAGCUUAGCUUGAACGAGGUUGAUUUCGGCGAAGUCAAUUAUCUUGAUCCUACAACACGUUUAAUUACGGUCACAAAUGUCGGAAAAUCACAGGUUCGAUUCAACUUUAAAAUCACACCGGCUGGCAAAGGAAUCUGCGCCAAUUGGCUUCAGGUCACCCCUCCGCAUUACGCCAUUCCAACCGGACAAUCUACACAGAUCUCGAUUACUGUGUCGAUUAACACGAAAACACUACGCGAGCUUGUUGGCAAGAAUCCUGUUCUUCAGGACAUUUUGGUAUUGCAUUUAGAGCAUGGAAGGGAUUACUUUAUACCAGUUUUGGCCAAAUAUAACGCCAAGGUUUUUGGAUCAUCUCUUGAAAAAUUAUUGAACAAUAAACCGAAGAAGGAGGAGAACCUUAUUGAUUUUGGAGAUGAUGUCAUUGAAGAUUUCGAUGAAACUUGUCCUCCACACCUUCCAAAGGAGAUUUACCGAUUAGUGAAUGCUUUGAGAUCGACUGGAGCCGCGAAAAUCAAUUUGUCGGAGCAUUCCGAUAAUGCGGACUUUAAUCGAGUUCGUAUAGCUCUCGAAACGAAUCAUCCAAAGGAUUUGAACGGUUUUGCAUCUCCAUUUACACUUUACAGCGCUCUUAUUCGAUUAUUAGAUACUCUUGAAGAUCCAGUAGUUCCAUCAGGAAUGGACGGAAUAAUUCAUUAUGAGUUCAUUCGAUCAGCUAGAGAUGCUACAGCAUUAUGGAAAGUCGUUGCCACUGUGCUGCCGAGAGAAAAUCAGAAUGUUCUCGAAGUGGUUUGCAUGAUGCUUCGAGAGUUCAUCAGUCAGAGUGUUGCCUUCCGAGAGCAACUCCACCUUUGGUCCCAAAUAUUGUUCCGCUAUCCACCGCAAUCUGUCCAACUUCAGUCUGCUGUCGAUCCGCGUGUCACUGCCCUUCAGACGUUGUGCGAAUAUGGAAAAGACGCAGUUUUAAUGUGA
Molecule: messenger RNA, 2076 nt
Organism: Caenorhabditis bovis
Lineage: Eukaryota; Metazoa; Nematoda; Chromadorea; Rhabditida; Rhabditidae
Source: the annotation of a GenBank genome assembly